Molecule: messenger RNA, 1797 nt
Organism: Sycon ciliatum
Lineage: Eukaryota; Metazoa; Porifera; Calcarea; Leucosolenida; Sycettidae
Exons: 1
Coding region: 1-1797 (598 amino acids)
Biological process (GO): protein monoubiquitination
Molecular function (GO): zinc ion binding; ubiquitin protein ligase activity
Source: RefSeq, a predicted model, not a curated record
AUGUUCAAGUCAGCCACUGCCUGCGUCCAAUGCGAGUCUGAGAAGCCAGACGAUGGUCGAUUGCUCAAGUGUCUCCACGUUCUCUGCGAAGGGUGUCUGAGAGAUGGCGUGCACCCUGACACCGCCAGCGUACAUUGUGUCCUUUGUGGCGACGAUACUGAGCUAGCCAAUAGCCGAGUUACUUCGCGUCAACCCCUUUGGCAGGCCUUACCACCAUCCGCUGGUGUAUUAUACUCGGGGGCGAACUCAGUGGAGGAGACACAGGACGAUGAACCCGUCACGUGCUCUAUUCACGAUAACCAGAUUAUGUCGCUGUAUUGCAAUUCUUGCUCAAGUCCACUAUGCGGAUUGUGUGCUACCACACACCUUGUUGAGAAACACGAUGUUACAGCGAUUUCAGAAACAUUACGGGAACAGCGGAAAGACAUUCGAGACACUGUGGACAAGUUGACUGCAUUGCCUGGUUUGUCUGAUGUUGGUCUACUGGAGCAGCGAUUGGAUGAUCUGAGCAGUGCCGUUGAAGCCGUGAACAAGCAAGCGGAGAAGGCAUCACAGAAUGUAGCUGCAUUCUAUGACGAAUUGGCUAAAGUCCUGGAGAAAAAAAAGCAACAGGACAUUGACACUAUUGACCAACACCGCUGGACGAAUAUCAACGUUUUGGAAUCGGAGCAAAGGCGUGUGCAUGACAAACUGCUUCGUAUGAGGACACUCAAGACGAUUACUGAGCGCUUUGGCGAGAGCAAUGCAUCAUCCGCAGAUUCCUCACCCAUGCUAACAGUGAUGGGUUCGCAUGUCCUGUCCCUGCAUGGUAGCGUCAUCAUGGCUGCACGUGAUAUGAAACCUGAAGAUCUGAACACCCCUGUGGCACACAUAACGGGUAAGCUGGGUGUCAGUAUCCCUGAGGAUGCAGUGGAAACCAUUCAAAUGUGUGUCGAGUCUCAAGCAAAGGUCUUCACUACAAAAGUGAACAUCCACAAUGUCACCGUGCAUCAGACGUGGGUCGAUGAACCCAGUCGUUAUCCAACCUUCUUUUUCGAGUUUGCUCUGGAGGGAUUUGAUGGACAGCCAUUGCCAUCCAAAUAUGUGGAAAGCAAUUUCCACGCUUCUCUUAAAGAUGUCUUCGGUUUCGUAGAAAAAUUGCAGUUGACUCCCAGCAAGGCAGGAAAGGUCGGUGUGUGGGAAAGUCAGGAGCUCCCAUUGCAUUAUGGCCUCAUGUACAUUCUAUGUUGGUCAUCACCUGAAGGCAACAUGUCCAGAAUAUCCCAUCCUAGAAUCAAAAUGCCAAAAUUCAACAAUACUCACUGUUCGCCAUCGCUUCGCAUGUCGAGGAAUAGCUGCUCAGUACACGCUACACAAUCACAACCAUCCACAGCCUUCUGUGACUUGUCCUUCAAUGGAGGUAUACAUCUCUCAGUCUGGAAGUUCCUCCUGAACUGGGAGGAUCGCCUUGAUCUUCUAGUGGGCGUCGCUACCCUCUCAGAACAACGGGGGCAAGCAGGAGGAUCUGUGCAGAUAUGGGAGCAUUUCCAUGGCGUGUGGUUAUGCAAUGGGAGUGAUCAAGCUCGACACAAUGACCUAUUUCCCAGUAUCACGCUAGUGAAACGGAAGCAGAAGGUUCAAGUGUAUGUCACGCUGGACCUGGUCUGGAAGAGGCUCAGUGUGCUCGCCUUUUACCCAGGCUAUCCGCUUGGAGUCGUCAGCCUGCCUACUGCAUGGGUGGAUGGAUCAAAAGAGUGGCAUCCAUUUUUCUGUCUCAGCAACGCCGGUGAGUCUGUUGAAUUGGCCGGGGAUGAGUAG